Molecule: messenger RNA, 540 nt
Organism: Selaginella moellendorffii
Lineage: Eukaryota; Viridiplantae; Streptophyta; Lycopodiopsida; Selaginellales; Selaginellaceae
Product: dirigent protein 2
Exons: 1
Coding region: 1-540 (179 amino acids)
Source: RefSeq, a predicted model, not a curated record
AUGGAACUCUCCCACAUUGUCUUCUUUCUUUCCUUCUUCUUCGUGGGAUCACUCCUCGCAGUGGAAAUCACUGCUCGCGAGGAAUCUCUCGUUCACUUGCCAGAUAACUUCAACAGGGAUCGAACGAUCGAGUUCUACCAGCACAUCAUCCGCGCAAAUGGAUCAACCUCCACUCUCAGCGAGACUCCCAUCGGUGGCGGCACUCCGGGACGAUUUGGCUACGCGGUCGUGUUUGAUCACAAGUUGACGCAAGGGAGUGACUACUUCUCCCAGGAAGUUGGGAGGGUCCGUGGAGCCGCCGUGGUUUCUUCGCUGGAUGGAUCCCAAGCUCACGAAACUUUCACGGUGAGCUUGGCCGGGAGGAAUGGUGCUUUGAGCUGCGCUGGAAGUUUUGAGCUUCGUCAACCCGUGACAAGAGUUCCAAUUGUGGGUGGAACUGGAGAGUUUUACCGUAUGGAGGGAGUUUAUACGUCUCAAGUUGUUCAUACCAGCGGAGCCAAUGUUAUUGCUCGUGUCCAGCUGACAAUCCGUCGCGACUAA